Trifolium pratense (red clover) is the source of this 993-nucleotide messenger RNA. RefSeq names its product LOB domain-containing protein 1-like. The coding region runs from base 135 to 743 and encodes 202 amino acids. The transcript has 2 exons. Lineage: Eukaryota; Viridiplantae; Streptophyta; Magnoliopsida; Fabales; Fabaceae. The record is from RefSeq and is a predicted model, not a curated record.
AUCAUUUUAUUUAAUUCAUGAUGUUUAUGUUACUGUACUUUCAUAUAUUUUUCUUUAUAAAUCCAAAAUCUUAUUCCAUUUCUUCAUAAGCACAAAAAAACAUAUAGAUAAAUACAAAGAGAAUUAUAAUUAACAUGGAGAGUAUUAUUAGUGACACUUCUUCUCCAACUUCUUCAUCUAAUUCACUACAAUUAAUAGCUCAAGUUCCUUCUCAAGUUGUUGUUAUGAGUCCUUGUGCUGCUUGCAAGAUUUUGAGAAGAAGAUGUAGUGCUGAAAAAUGUGUUUUGGCACCUUAUUUUCCUCCUAAUGAUCCUGCUAAGUUUACCAUUGCUCAUAGAGUUUUUGGUGCUAGCAAUAUCAUCAAAUUCUUACAGGAACUUCCAGAAGCUCAAAGAGCUGAUGCAGUAACAAGCAUGGUUUAUGAAGCAAGUGCAAGAGUAAGAGACCCAGUUUAUGGUUGUGCAGGAGCAAUUUGUCAACUCCAAAAACAAGUCAAUGAACUUCAAGCACAAUUAGCCAAAUCACAAGCUGAAGUUGUAAACAUGCAACUCCAACAAGCCAAUCUUGUUGCUCUAAUUUGCAUGGAAAUGUCACAAAGCCCACAAGAAUCACCACAACAAAUAUCAUUGGAUGAUAAUAAUUUUAUUCAAAGUCCUAACCAUAAUAGUGGCCAUCAAAUUAGUUUGAACUUCUUUGAUGAGAACACUAGUCUAAACUCAUUGUGGGAGCCACUUUGGACAUGAAGGAGAACAAAUUAUUGUACUCAUUCGGUUCUUUUUAUAAGAGACAACUGAGUUAAUAAAAAGUGAUAUAUCUAGAUUAUAUUAUGAUCAGAUGUAUUAAUUUUUGUUGACUGACUUGUCUCUUGUAAAAAGACCAGAAGGUAGUAUUAAAUAUAGUAGCAUCAUUACAAAUAGAAAUUAAAAAAAAAAUGUGUUCAAUCAUGAUUAUCUCCUAAGGAGAAAAUGAAGGAAUUAAUUGAUCAAUUAUAUA